Messenger RNA from Aspergillus fijiensis CBS 313.89, 2277 nucleotides. Its product is annotated as putative AAA family ATPase GCN20. The record is from RefSeq and is a predicted model, not a curated record. Gene Ontology annotation, molecular function: ATP hydrolysis activity; ATP binding. Bases 1 to 2277 code for a protein of 758 amino acids. Lineage: Eukaryota; Fungi; Ascomycota; Eurotiomycetes; Eurotiales; Aspergillaceae. The transcript has 8 exons.
AUGGAGGCUGAGAUACAGGCACAGAUUCCCGGUAUCGACCAUGUGAUCUCCGAAUAUUCCGUGGCAAGUAUCCUGAUUCGUAUUGGCUAUCUGGCUCAUGCUUCUAAAGCCUAUGUUGAAGAUGCAAAUGGGCCGUCGCCGCUGUCCGAAGCUGCCGAUAUGGUCACGGCGCUUCUGAUUUCUGCCUCGGGAGACUUCUCACCUGAGAACGAAAAGGCCAUUCGUAACCUCGUGGAAAAAUUUAUCGCUUCUCUCAGCGCGUCUGAUGGAGUGAACGCAGAGCGUAGACAGAUGCCCUUCACUGCCAAAAAGCUUGACCAGGCGAUCAAUGUUGGCUCUCAGAAAAAUAUCUCCUCGACUUUGGGUCUAGCGGGAGGCAACGUCGAUCUGGAGUCUGCGAAUGCCAGAAAAGUGGAGUCUCGUGUUGACCGCAAGAAGUUAGAGAAGGCAGAACGAAAGAUUCGUGCUAAGCAGGAAAAGAAACAGAUGAAGACGGUGCAAUACGAAUCUUCCCGUCUCUUGAAUCAGCCCGACAGCACCAUGUCCUACGAGGAAUUCUUCAUGGCUGUCAACCCUCUUCAACUUGGCUCUGACUCCCAGUCAAAGAGUAAGGAUAUUAAGGUUGACAGUAUUGAUAUCUCUGUUGGCGGGCAUCGUAUCUUGACCGACGCUUCAUUGGCUUUGGCUUAUGGCCGACGCUAUGGUCUCGUGGGUCAGAACGGUAUCGGAAAGAGUACUCUUCUGCGCGCGUUGAGUCGGCGUGAAGUGGCAAUCCCCAGCCAUAUCUCGAUUCUUCAUGUUGAACAAGAGAUUACGGGUGAUGAUACACCUGCGCUUCAAGCAGUUUUGGAUGCUGAUGUCUGGCGCAAGCGUCUAUUGGCCGACCUAGAGAAAAUCACUAAGCAGCUCGCCGAGAUCGAAGCAGAGAGAUCGUCGAUGGCGGACACUUCUAAGGAUGCUGCUAGACUUGACCACGAAAGGGAAGGAUUGGAUAUUACCUUGAAUGAUAUUCAUGCGAAGCUUGCAGAAAUGGAAUCGGACAAGGCCGAGUCUCGUGCCGCUAGUAUCCUGGCCGGCCUUGGCUUUUCACCCGAGAGGCAGCAGUUUGCAACAAAAACAUUCUCGGGUGGUUGGCGGAUGAGAUUGGCCUUGGCUCGGGCACUUUUCUGCGAGCCUGAUCUGCUUUUGCUGGACGAACCGUCCAACAUGUUGGAUGUGCCUUCGAUUACCUUCUUGUCCAACUAUCUACAAACCUAUCCUAGCACCAUCCUUGUGGUUUCUCACGAUCGUGCCUUCUUGAACGAAGUAGCCACGGAUAUCAUGCAUCAGCAUUCUGAGAGACUCGACUACUACAAGGGAGCCAAUUUCGAUUCAUUCUAUGCCACCAAGGAAGAGCGGAAGAAGAAUGCGAAACGCGAAUACGAGAAACAAAUGGCCGAACGCGCACAUCUGCAAGCAUUUAUCGAUAAGUUCCGGUACAACGCCGCCAAGUCGUCUGAGGCGCAAUCUAGGAUCAAGAAACUCGAAAGAAUGCCCAUCUUGGAAGCCCCAGAAAGUGAUUAUGUCGUUCACUUCAAGUUUCCCGAUGUCGAGAAGCUUUCCCCUCCUAUUGUACAGAUGACGGAUGUGUCAUUUGGUUAUUCGAAGGACAGACCGCUUCUCAAAAACAUUGACCUCGAUGUGCAGCUUGAUUCACGUAUUGGCAUCGUUGGACCUAACGGUGCGGGUAAAACCACUGUGCUCAAGUUGCUAACGGCUCAACUUCAGCCGACGUCUGGUUUCAUAUCACAACAUGCCAGGCUGCGCAUCGGAUAUUUCGCACAGCAUCAUGUGGAUGCCUUGGAUUUGACGACCAGUGCCGUGAGUUUCAUGGCAAAGACCUACCCAGGAAAGACAGACGAGGAAUAUCGGAGACACCUUGGAGCUUUCGGUAUCACUGGAAUGACUGGCCUCCAGCGCAUGGAGCUCCUGUCUGGAGGUCAGAAGUCUCGUGUCGCCUUCGCCUGCCUGUCUUUGACUAACCCGCACAUUCUGGUCCUGGACGAACCUUCUAACCAUUUGGAUAUUGAAGGUAUGGAUGCGCUGUCCGAGGCUCUGCAAAACUUUGAGGGUGGUGUAGUGAUGGUAUCGCAUGAUGUGACGAUGCUUCAAAAUGUCUGCACCAGCUUGUGGGUCUGCGACAAGGGCACGGUUCACAAAUUCGAUGGCACUGUGAAUGCCUAUAAGAAGUUGAUCAGUGCUCAAGCCAACGAGGCCGGAGUAGCUGCUCCGCACUAA